Daldinia caldariorum is the source of this 1347-nucleotide messenger RNA. Its product is annotated as GroES-like protein. Gene Ontology annotation, molecular function: oxidoreductase activity. The transcript has 2 exons. The coding region runs from base 114 to 1226 and encodes 370 amino acids. The record is from RefSeq and is a predicted model, not a curated record. Lineage: Eukaryota; Fungi; Ascomycota; Sordariomycetes; Xylariales; Hypoxylaceae.
GUUACUUUUCCAAGGGCAGUCAGUUCUCGACUUUUAUAUGUAUACCUAGGUAUAUAUAUACAUUACUGCGACACGGUCGUUCAACAAAGAAAUAACGGGAAAGGGAAACUGGAAUGGCUGCUUUACCAAGAACAAUGCGCUCUCUUGUGGCACCAAGAUACGGAUGGCCGACCAGCUGGGAAGUUACUAAUAUGCCUAUUCCUGCAGUUGUGAGCCCCAAGGACGUAUUGAUCAAGAUACAUGCUGGGGGCAUAGCAACGGGAGAUACGCAGCUCGCAAGGGGAGCAAUGCGAUAUAUGGUCGGGGAUUUAAAGUUCCCCCACAAGAUUGGCAUUGAAGCUGCGGGCGUCGUCGUCAAAGUCGGGUCAGGAGUGACCUUAUUCAAGCCUGGCGACAAGGUUUACGCGUUCGGGGUAUCCCGGCCAAUGAACUUCACUGCUGAGAUUGGCUUCUGUUCCGAAUAUGCUGUAGCUCAGGAGAACCUCACCCUCGCCAAACCAAUUAACUCUUCUUUUGAAGACGUGUGCGACCUUGGCAAUAUUACUACUGCGCUGCAGUCCAUUGAGAUAGGACUACAACUUAUGCGCGAGAACGGCGUGACGGACGGGCUCGAAGGAAAGACGGUAUUUGUGUCUGGUGGUUUGAGCGCUACUGGCUCCGUCGCGAUCCAGAUGCUCAAGAACGUGUAUCGUGUGGGCAAGAUCAUCACCACCGUAUCCACAGCUAAGGUCCCGCUUGUCGAGAAGUACCUCCCAGGGCUCGUCGACCAGGUCGUCGACUAUACCCGCGUGGAGAGACUGGCGGACGCUAUCCCCCCGGGGAGUGUAGACCUCGUGUACAACACACAGUGGAUUUUAGCGAGCACGUUCCCGCUGGUGAAGCCAGAUGUUGGUGUGGUGGUGUCUAUCACGGGCGUACCAACGCCGGGUCUACUACAUGUCAUGCUACCUCCAAUGCCCUUUCUCGUGUAUUGGCUUGCUGGACUCGCACAGCUGUGGUAUAAAUUUAAAUUAAGAGGGACUAACGUGAAGUACCAGUUUCACUCGGGUAACCCUGGUGCUCGUGAGGAUCUCGAUCGCGCCGGCGAGAUGCUGGCUAUAGGGAAGAUCAAGACGGUCAAGCGCGUUGUUGAGCUCGAGGACAUCGAAGCUGUCAGGAGGGAAGCGCAGAAAGUGGCCACAGGAAAGGGAGGAAUCGGGAAAUUGGUUAUUAAAAUUGCCGAAUGACGGGAAGUGUGAAGUGUGUAUAAGCACGUAGCGAGGUAACGUGUGUUAUAUAAAAACAAUUAAAAUCACAUUAUACAAGAGUUAAGACAAGACAACCUAGAGAAGUGACUUGAAUAAAUGC